Tripterygium wilfordii is the source of this 849-nucleotide messenger RNA. RefSeq lists its product as uncharacterized. The coding region runs from base 1 to 849 and encodes 282 amino acids. The record is from RefSeq and is a predicted model, not a curated record. NCBI's taxonomy places the organism in Eukaryota, Viridiplantae, Streptophyta, Magnoliopsida, Celastrales, Celastraceae. The transcript is spliced from 7 exons.
AUGAAGGAAAUAAGGUGGAGCAGCUGGCUGUUCAAAGCAACAAAACUAUGUCAAUCUUUACUGAAAUCAUCAAAUAGUGCUGUUGGAAAUGCUGGAGAAGCAGUGGUAGCAGGUGAAAGCUUUGAGCUGAUGGACUUGUGGAAUUCCUAUGAGAAAUGGAGUGCCUACGGCGCUGCUGUCCCACUGGUCAUAGCAAGUGCAGAAGGAGAAACUGUAGAUCAAUACUAUUCUCCUUCACUAUCUGCCAUGCAAAUUUACACCAUUAAUCAACCCACCUUGAUUAAUAACAAUAUUUCUCCUCUAAUCAGCAGGGAUUCAGGUGUCAUGACAGACAGUAUGGAGACUGCUAACCAAGAAGUAAAUAGUUUUGGACACAAGUACUUGGAGUUCAAUGAGACAAUACCUCCACACAACAGGAUUCCUUUUUACAAAAAGAUCAAUGAAUUAGCAAUGGCCUACCCGGAACUACUAACAUUUCGGAGCACCGAUCUUUCUCCCUAUAGUUGGGUGGCUGUAGCAUGGUACCCAAUAUACCAGAUUCCUGUGCUGAAAAAGAAGGAGGAAUUGUCUGCAUCCUUCCUUACUUAUCACUCAUUGUCCACAUACAUACCAGGUUGGACAAAUAUGAUUACAGAAGAUGAGAAUGUGGAAACAAGAAAGAGUAGAAAGAGUGUUGUUCCAUUUGCAGCGACUACUUACAAGAUGAAUGGGGCAAUCUGGAUUAACCCGGAGACACCGGACUGGGAGCUCAUCAGUUGUCGUCGAUCCGCCGCGCAUUCCUGGUUAACCAUGCUCAAUUUCUCUCACCAUGACUAUAACUUCUUCACCUAUAGCUCAGCAAAUCCAUGA